UAACCUUUUACAAUAGGAUUUCCUUCGGAAAUGUCAACACUUUUUUUGAGAACGGCUUCAUUUGCCAGUUGUGGUUCCAUAAUCUAAGCUCUAGAGUCUAGGAGUAUAUGUACAACCGCCAAUCACUGAAAUAUCUAAACAGAUAACCAAAAUAUUCAAAAUUAUAUUAUAAUAUAAUCCCUACACGACACUAGACCAAAAUAAAUUGUAUAGUUCGUAUAUUUUGUAAUUACACUUCUUUUCUAAUGUCUAAUGUAACCUCGGCGCCGAGUCGGCGAUAAACAUAGAAUUUUUAAACCGUGUUAUAUCUAUGUUUGAAGUGUGUAAUCACUAAUCAUAUAGAUUAUAUGACAAAAUAAUUAAUAUCUUUUUGUCACGUGGAAACCGUUGAAAUCGAACAGUACUCAUCCAAGAAUUAUCAAAUAUUAUCAAACUGUUAACUGAUAUAAAUAUUUAAAAUAAAUUAGAUAAUAAUAUAUAAAUUAUAUUUUUGGAUAGAUAGCAGUUUUAACAAAUUAUCAAUUUAAUUUUAUCAAUCUAAAAUAGUUGCGUCCACAGACGAUAGCAUAGAUUAAGAAGAAACGGACGAUAGACAUUAGACAUCAGUCCAUCAGAAUAUCAGCCAAUUAGUAUCUAUAUUCUAUGUAUUAGACUACAAUCAUUGAUUAUUAUUGACGAUGUGUCAAUUCGAUUCAAAUAUUUCAAUUUAGAUAGUCGGUAAAAAUUCAUAUGUUCAAGUUUGAAUAAUUCCUCAACCAGGUAAUUUCUAAAGUGCAACAAUUUAAAUGAUACGUGUAAGUUUAAAAUUCUAGUUGUUUUACAAUAAUAAGUGCCAUGUGUUUUGAAUCUUUAUAUUACGAAUGACCUAACAAAAUAAUAAUUAUUUUUAGUUGGUAGUUUAGUAGGUAUAAUGCUUUCAAAUGAAUUUGAAAGUCUUUACUACACAUGGUAAAAUUAUUGUAUAGAAACAAUAUAUAUUUUUAUUUUCUUUCAUGUAUAUUUAUUUUUUAUUUUACAUUAUUUAUUAUAGUACAGUCUAUAAAAAAAUAUGUUGUUGGUUUUUAUAGUCAGCUGUCUGAAAAAUCUAUCAUCCCGCCACUCAGGUUUUUUCAAUACCUAGCUCAGUUUUUCAGAAUGAUACUAAAGUAUAAGAUUUUUUGAAUCUUGAAUCCUUAACCCAAUAUAUAUAUUCAUAUGGUCAAUUAUGAACUUUAUGUCUUUUUCUUAACGACAUUCUCUUCUGUGACGAUACCAACACAACCCUUUUAAACAAAUUUCAUAGAGAUUUUCACAAGUAUGAAUUGUUUGAAUAAUAUUUUUGGAUUGUAAAAAUUGAAUACUUGCAUUUUCAUCUGGUAUUACGGUAUAAACAUUUUGAAAAUUAAUUUUUAAAUAACAAGAUACAAACAAUGAUGGAUGAAAAUAACUGCAAAAUUUCAUUUCACAUUUAUCAGUUCAUUUUUUGGAUCAUUUUUAUCAAUGAAAUUGCAUGAUAAAACUGAAUUGUACUGGUAUAGUAUGUUCUUUCCUGUGAUUUAUGAGUAAUUAAUAGCUUAUUUGAUACUAUAAUCUAUUAUACUAUUAUUAUAAAUCAAUAAUGGUGGUGAAGUUCCAAUAAACCUGAGUCACAAGGCGAUAUAUUUUUCAGAUGGUCAGGUAGGAUGAUAUCAAACCAGUACCAAAAAUAUAUGUCAUGAAGAUAAUUUUUGGAGAAAUUACCUAUUGGUACAACUCUGUGACUUGAGAAUAAAAUAAUUUAUGUUGUAAAAAUAUUAGGAUAGGUACAUUAUUAUUUUUCAUUUAGUUUUCAAUUUAAAAUAUAUACAAUUUUGUUUCAGGUUAUGGAAAUAUUGUAUUAAUAAUAUAAUUUUCUUACAUGAUGAGUGAUAACAAUGGACCUAGUUGUAGUAACUCAAAUUCUAUACCAAGUUGUAGCAAAACAGAUUCAAUUCAGAGUUGUAACCCAGGUCCAUCAAACGAAGAUGAAGAACUAACUUUACCACGUGCAUCAGUAAACAAAAUGAUAAAAGAUGCUUUACCAAAUAUACGUGUUGCUAAUGAUGUACGUGAAAUGAUAAUGAAUUGCUGCACAGAAUUUAUACAUUUAGUAUCGUCUGAAGCUAAUCAAGUAUGCAUGGCUCAACAAAAAAAAACUAUAAACGCUGAACAUCUUUUAACUGGUAUGUUAUAAAAACAAGUCCUUAUAUAUUUUAUUCUUCUCCUUCACAUUCAUCUCAACUAUUUAAAGUCGUCCACCCUCAUUUUAAACUUUUACUUAACCCAAUCUCCCACUCUACAUACAUUUUUUAUUGCUUCAGAUUUCUCUUUCCUCGUAAACAUGUCCAACCCAUCUCACUAAAUUUUCUCUCAUUUUAUUUUCCAUCAAAGUCACUACUAAACUAUCUCUUAUGUACUCAUUUCUUGUUCUAUCUUCUCGUCAUUCCACUCAACUCUACCAAUCAACAUUUCAAAGUCCUUAUAUAUUUUAUUGCUUGAAAAAAUAUUUUAGCUCUAGACCACUUGGGAUUUGGUGAUUAUCGAACACAAGCAGAAGAAGUUGUUAAAGACUGUAAGUCUAAAAGAAGAAGACAAAGCACAAGACUUGAAAAUUUAGGAAUACCAGAGGAAGAACUUUUUCGACAACAACAAGAGUUGUUUGCUAAGGUUCAUUUUAGAAUUAGUUUUAUGAUUUUUAAUUAUUUCUAAUACAUUUAAAAUAUCUUUAGGCCAGAGAAGAGCAAAUGGCUCAAGAACAACAACAAUGGCAAGAACUACAAGCUGCAGCCCAACGAGCUGCUAUUAAACCAAAGACUGAAGAAAGUAGUGAUGAAGAUGAUUACUCUUAAUUAAUAUUUAACAUAUUUAUAAAAAAUUGAAAUUCAUUAUAUUUUUUCUAAUUUGUCAUCAGUUUGCAAAUUUUACUUGUAAAUAAUUUGCUAACAAAUUUACAUUUUUAAACCACUACAUAAAUUUCACUUUUAUGUCAAAUAAAUAAAAUAUCAUGUAUAAUUAUACACAUAAAUAAUUUAGAGUUAAAAAAUUUCCUUAAACACAAUUUAAAUAGUAAAGUUAUAUUGAGAGACAGAGAAACAAUGAGAUAAUUAAGAAGAAUGAAGAGUUUGGUAAAUAUGUAAGUAUGGGAGAGAUAGGUCAUAAAAAAAUUGACUUGAGAUUAUUAGGGGAGAUAUAAGGAUACAUAGUAGAGGAAGUGAAAGUCCUUCAAGGACCAUAAGAGCUUAAGAAGUAAGAUCAUGUGGAUUAGUUGAUAACAAGAUAAAUAUGAUAAAAAUAACUGAACCCUCUAUAAAUAAUUAAUUAAA
Messenger RNA from Cinara cedri, 3320 nucleotides. The record is from the annotation of a GenBank genome assembly. NCBI's taxonomy places the organism in Eukaryota, Metazoa, Arthropoda, Insecta, Hemiptera, Aphididae.